Carassius auratus (goldfish) is the source of this 943-nucleotide messenger RNA. RefSeq names its product diacylglycerol kinase zeta-like. NCBI's taxonomy places the organism in Eukaryota, Metazoa, Chordata, Actinopteri, Cypriniformes, Cyprinidae. The transcript has 3 exons. The record is from RefSeq and is a predicted model, not a curated record. The annotation marks the transcript as partial.
UAACCUGGACCAGUGAAGGGAGAAUGUGGUGUGGGGGAGGUGUUCGAGAGAGAAAACCUGAUAAAAGUGUGUGUUUGAAUGUGAAUGAGUCAGUCAGGCUGGCACAGCAGGAGAGGGGCAGGUAGCCACACGUCUAUGAAUCCUACACCUGUUUGACACUUCCUGGAUCGUGCGCACAUGCCUGGUGCAAGAGGAGAAAGUGAAACAAAGAGAGAGUUUGCUUGGAGGGAAGCUUCUUGCCAAACAUACAGUUGAGUUGCAGUAGGUGAGCUGCAAAUGAGGAGGAAGACGACUGGCUGCAGCUCAUGGACGAGAAAAGAAAGGAUCUCUCUUUCAUAUCUUUACCCACACUUCGAGAUCUACUUCCUGGUGCUUUGCCGUUCUGCACGACUGCCUGACUGAGGUAAACUGCUCGUGGAGUGUGCUUCCACUUCUGAACCGAAUGUUUCCCUCGUAUUGAUUUUCAUCUGCUAUGGAGACUUGGAUGGACUGGCUUCCUGUGAACUUUGUGUGUGAAGUUGUGACGAGUGAAGUCAGGUUGCACAUCUGAAAUGGAGCAGGCGAAUUGGCACACUGAGGGAGAGUUGGAAGGGCUGUCCCGACCCCUGGAUGGUGAAGAACCCCGAGGUCCAGAUUCAGCAUCCUCGUCUUGUUCAGACCUGUCUAUCACAACCCCUGCAGCUCAAACUAGUCCCAACAACACCAAGAGCUUCUCUGGACUGCGGAUCUUUGGGAGAAGGAAAGCCAUCGCCAAGGCUGGUGUGCAGGAUAACGCUGCCCAAUCCGGCACCAUGAUACCUGCCAAAUGUGAGCCCAACAAAGAUAUCUGCAGCACUGUGGAUUGGACUGAAAAUGCCCAGUUUGGUCAACAACGUGUGUUUGACACCAGUCCGUCUGGAGAUUUCUGUUACGUUGGAGAGACGUAUUGUUGCCAAAGUCACUG